AUGUCCGACGUCCCACCUACUGAACCCGUUCCACAGCCAGAAGAACAGCAUGCUCCAGCACCACAACAGGUUCCACCUCCACAAGGCUACCCACAGCAACCUCA
Messenger RNA from Trichomonas vaginalis G3, 104 nucleotides. RefSeq lists its product as uncharacterized. The transcript has a single exon. The annotation marks the transcript as partial. The record is from RefSeq and is a predicted model, not a curated record. NCBI's taxonomy places the organism in Eukaryota, Parabasalia, Trichomonadida, Trichomonadidae.